AUGCACCCGAUGCUCACGCUGCUGGGCCUUGCCGCCCUCCUGGGUGCCUCCCAGGGCCGCACGGAUUGCUACGGCAGUGUGAGCAGAAUUCACACCCCUGGGGCUUCAUGCCAAACUGCAAAGCCAGAGCGUUUACCCUACUGCGGAACUAGGGCUUCAGAAAAGAUUGCUGAAGGGGACCUAAGAGCCAUGAAUCAAUAUAAAACAAUCAUUAAGAGAGUUGGCGAAAGACACUGUGUCGAACCAGCCCUGAUCGCUGGCAUCAUCUCCCGGGAAUCUCACGCCGGCAAAGCACUGAGGCAUGGCUGGGGUGACAAUGGAAAUGGAUUUGGUUUAAUGCAGGUUGACAAGAACUCACAUAAACCUGAGGGAGCAUGGAACAGUGAAGUUCAUCUUAAUCAGGGCACAAGAAUACUUGUCUCAAUGAUUAAAGCAAUGCAGAGGAAGUUCCCACACUGGACAAAGGAUCAACAGCUGAAAGGUGGGAUUUCUGCCUAUAACGCUGGUCCUGGGAAUGUCCGAAGCUAUGACAGAAUGGACAUUGGCACCACCCACAAUGACUACUCCAAUGAUGUAGUUGCACGAGCCAAGUAUUACAAGAAUCAUGGAUACUAG
Messenger RNA from Eurypyga helias (sunbittern), 615 nucleotides. Its product is annotated as lysozyme g-like. The coding region runs from base 1 to 615 and encodes 204 amino acids. Gene Ontology annotation, cellular component: extracellular region. Gene Ontology annotation, molecular function: lysozyme activity. The transcript has 5 exons. NCBI's taxonomy places the organism in Eukaryota, Metazoa, Chordata, Aves, Eurypygiformes, Eurypygidae. The record is from RefSeq and is a predicted model, not a curated record. Gene Ontology annotation, biological process: defense response to Gram-positive bacterium; peptidoglycan catabolic process.